Messenger RNA from Adineta steineri, 1893 nucleotides. NCBI's taxonomy places the organism in Eukaryota, Metazoa, Rotifera, Eurotatoria, Adinetida, Adinetidae. The record is from the annotation of a GenBank genome assembly.
AUGUCAGACGUAAUCAAUAAUAGUUUAAAUACAAGUACAACAAAAUCAAAUCUAAAUUCAAAACCUAUUCUUCAAUUAAUUACAUGUCCAAUAUGUCUUGAAAUUUUUCAUGAACCAUUACAAUUACCUUGUCAACAUACAUUUUGUAAAUCAUGCCUUGUACGAAUUACAGAAGAUCGUUGGGGUCGAUGUCCUAUUUGUCGUGGAUGUUAUCGCGUACCUAUGGCUGGUAUUGGUUCAUUUGAAGUCAAUCGAACAAUUGUUAAUUUACUUGAAAGUCUUUCACAUACGGAAUUACGACCUAUGCUUCAAGCUAAAUGUGCUCUUUGUAAAUUGGAUGAUACAAUAACUGUAUGUGAACAUUGUCGUGAAGCCAUAUGUUAUAAAUGUCGUCGAAAUCAUUAUGAUGAAUUUAGUAAAUAUAUUUGUUUAAAAUUAAAUGAAACUCAACAAGAAACAGAAAAAUUAAUUGCGAAAGAAGCUGAAAAUAUAAAAAUUCAUGAAGAAAAUGUUCGUCAUUCAAAUGAAAUAAUUCAUACAAUAAAAGAAAAAGUGACUGAACUUAUUGAUAGAAUAAAACAAGAAGAAAAUAAAUUACUUGAUAUUGUUAAUGAAUUUCAUAGUAAUGAACAAAGUUUAAUUAAAGAAAAAAAUAUUCGUCUUCAAAAUCUUGCAAGCAUUAAAACAUUUUGUUCAAUAUCUCAAGAAAAAUUACGCAGUAAAGAAGAAACAGAUGAAGAAUCAAUGGAUAUUCGAAAAAAAUGUGAAGAUUGUGUUGUUAAUUUAAAUGAUCUACAAAAUCAAAUACUGAUUGUUAAAACACCACAUCAUCGAAUUUCAUUCUAUAAUCAAGAUAUAUCAUUUGAUGCUAUUUCAUUGGGUUUUGUUGAGAUCGGAAUUGAGCUUGAACGUAUUGAAAGUACGAUUCAAUUGUCCACAAUUAAAAAACUUAUUCAUUAUGAUAAUCCAAUAUCGGCAGAGCAAAAGAAUGAUUCAAGUUCGUUAAUAUCUGAUAAAAAUUUAUGUUGUUCAUCAUCAUCAUCAUCACAAAAUCAUAAACGAAUUCCACGUACUAUUGGUAAACGAGGUACACGUAAUACAGAAUUUAUUCAUCCAUCAUCAUUAGCUUUUUCAAUACAAGAACAAUUAAUAUAUGUAUGUGAUACAUAUAAUAAUCGUCUUGUAACAUAUGGAAUUGAUGGUAUUUUUCAACAUGUUUAUAAAUCAAUUAGUGAAAUAGGAGAAAAACGUUUUCAUAAUCCAUAUGCGAUUCAUAUAGAUUUAAAACAUCGACUUUAUUUAAUUGAUCAAUCUGAACGUCGUAUAAAAGUAUUUAAUCGUGAUUUUAAAUUAAUUCGUCUUAUUGGACAAUAUGGUCGUGAGAUUAGUCAAUAUUCUGCUCCAUGUGAUUUAUGUACCAAUAAAGAUAAUCAUAUAUUUGUAUGUGAUGCUGGUAGUCAUAGAAUAUUAAAAUAUAAUGAGCAAGGACAAUUUCUUCUUGCUUGGGGUGGACUUGGUAUUAAUAAUGGUGAAUUUAAAUGUCCAGCUUGUAUUUGUAUAUUAAAUAAUGAUCGUUUAGCUGUAUCCGACUGGGGUAAUGAUAGGAUACAGAUAUUUAAUAAUCAAGGUGAACAUUUAUUAUCAAUUGGACAACGUGGUAAACUUUUAGGUGAAUUUUCACGUCCAUUAGGUUUAGCAUAUGAUGAUAUAACUGAAAGAUUAUUUGUUUGUGAUGAAGGAAAUAAUCGUGUUAUGAUUUUUAAUCAUGAUUUUAGUAUUAUUGAACUUGUUCAAUCAAAAAUUGGUUUUCAAGGACCUUAUGAUAUAUUAUUAUUGAAAAAUAAUCAUAUGAUUAUAUCAGAACAUCGAGCACAUCGUUUACAAAUUAUUUAA